Molecule: messenger RNA, 279 nt
Organism: Hydatigera taeniaeformis
Lineage: Eukaryota; Metazoa; Platyhelminthes; Cestoda; Cyclophyllidea; Taeniidae
Source: the annotation of a GenBank genome assembly
AUGCCAUGGGAGACGAGGUUGGAGAAAGCGCGGGAGAUGAUCUCAACCAGCCUCCCUGAUGCCAAUUACGCUGUACUUAAGUACCUCAUGUGUCUUCUUACCGAGGUGUGUGCGCACUCCACCCAGAACCACAUGACCGACGUGAACCUGGGUAUCGUGUUCGGCCCGAACCUACUAUGGUCGCGCUACGCUACCAUAUCCUCCUUCACGGAAGUAGGUCAAAUCACCUCCUUUGCGCAGCUCCUCAUCGCCAACUACGACGACAUAUUCAUCAAAUGA